GCAGUUUACUGUUGAACCAGUAACUGGACUUUGUCACAUGGUUCCUUCUCUUUAAGAUUACUGAUUACUCUUUUAUUUUUGUGAAUGUUCAUAUGAUACUUUGCCCCACUCAAAACUCAGAUCUGAAGAGCACCAAGUAAACAAAAUACAACCCUUCCUGUCUCAUUUUAAUGGAUAACUGUCAGUUGAAGAUAUAUACUUUUGUUGGCUGGGUCAUCUUUGUCCAUCCCUUGCCAGUAAAUGGAGCAAAGCCUGAUGUCCGGCAUGUAAAUCAUCGGCGUAGAACACAUGUCCUCUAUGUAAUUUGUUCAACUGUGACAUUGUACUCCCACUAUUCUCCUGAAGUGGAUGACAUUUUUUCCAAGAAAUCUCAAAAUCCUCGGCAUUUAAAAAUGUCCGGUUGGCAGAUCCUGGCUUUCUUGGGUGGUCUUGUGGGGCUGGGGGCCACCAUAGGUGCCACAGUGUCCAACGAGUGGAAGGCCACUAGCAGGGCAUCCUCGGUUAUCACCGCUACAUGGGUGCUGCAGGGACUGUGGAACAACUGUGCUGGAAACGCGAUCGGAGCCCUCCACUGCAGACCCCACCACACUAUCUUUAAACUGGAAGGCUACAUUCAGGUCUGCAGAGGUCUCAUGAUAGCAGCCAUCUGCCUCGGAUUCUUUGGUGCCAUCUUUGCCUUGGUCGGGAUGAAGUGCACCAAAAUUGGAGGAAGUGAUCAAAACAAAGCUAGAAUAGCUUUUCUCUCAGGAGUUAAUUUCAUACUGAGUGGUCUCUGCUCUUUGUCUGCAUGUUCCCUGUACGCCCACAGGAUCACGUCAGAGUUUUUUGACCCCAUGUUUGUCGCACAGAAAUACGAAUUAGGAGCUGCCCUGUUCAUCGGCUGGGCAGGCUCCAUCCUGUGUCUCCUAGGGGGGCUCAUCCUCAGUUUCUCCAUCGGAGACAGUUUCCCUCCAAAAAACUCAGGUCGUUACGGUUACAGAGGCUCCGCCUCGCGUGUCUCAUCCCACCCCAGGGCUCAUGCACAGCCCAUACACCAGAAACCUCCCCCUGACUACAGCAACUCUUCCAGAGCACAGCACUUUGACAAAAAUGCCUAUGUUUAAGAAGAAAGACAGACGCAGAGUUACCAUAGUUACAUGGAUUUGAGGGACAUGCUUACGUAAUUUACUUUGGUAGCGAUGACAAACAAAACUUGAUACAGGAUAUGAACUGUGUAAGUAUGAGUACAUAACUGUUAUGAACCACUGGAUAUUGUCUUUACCCACACUGUCCACUUUUACAACACUUUAGCACAUAUUGCCACGUCCGUAUAUGUGUUACUUUUACUUUGCUCCUAACUGAUAUUUAGACACCCCCCCUUGACAGCAACUGAAGUAUAAUUAAGUAUAAAUUUAAUGUUGUAAAUACAGAGCUUUCAAAAGUCGUAAAGUUAACAGUUUAUUGAUGUCAUAAUAAUUUGUUGACGGUUUACUGUCAAUUGUUUUAUAUUUUUUGAUAAUCAUGAAUUUGACAUUAAAGUAAACUGAGCAC
Molecule: messenger RNA, 1530 nt
Organism: Hypomesus transpacificus
Lineage: Eukaryota; Metazoa; Chordata; Actinopteri; Osmeriformes; Osmeridae
Product: claudin-10-like
Exons: 5
Coding region: 171-1103 (310 amino acids)
Biological process (GO): bicellular tight junction assembly; cell adhesion
Cellular component (GO): bicellular tight junction; plasma membrane
Molecular function (GO): structural molecule activity
Source: RefSeq, a predicted model, not a curated record